AUGGGCUCGGAUCUCUCGAAGAAGCUCUGCCCCUCCGAGCUCUCUGUCUGCCCUCUCUCGACUUCGCAUCCUAACACUCUCGAUGAAUUGCUCAGCAACGGGUUCGAGUGCGUCGAUUUCCAGACGGAUCUCGAGAGCUGCGGUGGAUGCGGGAUUUUGGAGCCUUCCCACAACUGUAUGGAGAUCCCUGGUGUACAGAGCGUUUCUUGCGUCAUCGGAGGCUGCCAGGUCAACACCUGCGAGUCCGGUUGGGUCGUCUCUGCGGCCGGCAACUCUUGCGAGCGCCUCGAUUAG
Molecule: messenger RNA, 294 nt
Organism: Stereum hirsutum FP-91666 SS1
Lineage: Eukaryota; Fungi; Basidiomycota; Agaricomycetes; Russulales; Stereaceae
Exons: 2
Coding region: 1-294 (97 amino acids)
Source: RefSeq, a predicted model, not a curated record